AUGGCAAGAAGAGCCCUGGUAUCUUCUAUAAUUGUAGUGUUGACUAGUUUUAUCAUAAUGCAUGCUUAUGGAGAGAACUCUUUGCCUCGGUUUUCCAGUGGUCAUUAUCAUGACCAAAUGCAAAAAAUGGAAGCGUAUAAGGCCUCGCUCCUUCGACGUGAUUUGAUCUCUAUAUCACCUAGCUCGAUGUUUCCAUCGCCUAGCUUUGCGUCAUCACCAUCACCGUCACAGUCAACCCAAGUGGGCAAAACAAACAUUACAGAACCACUUCUUGGAGCAAUAUCAGAUGCAUUUGAUGGUCCUAGCAAUGGCUUCUUGAUGGAAGGGAUUGUUAAUCUUGGUGGUUCACAGGUUAAUCUUGAAGGUGGAACUUACAUAGUUAGCCGUCCCCUGAGGUUUCCAGUGGCCAGCCGAGGUAACUCAUGGUCAAGAAUGGCAUCUGGUGAUGAAAAGGCAGUGAAACCUAAUUAG
Molecule: messenger RNA, 471 nt
Organism: Ilex paraguariensis (yerba mate)
Lineage: Eukaryota; Viridiplantae; Streptophyta; Magnoliopsida; Aquifoliales; Aquifoliaceae
Source: the annotation of a GenBank genome assembly